AUGGGUACUUAUAAGCAGAACCUUCUUAUUCCAUAUGUGCGUGAAUUUGAUUACAUAGCUGAAUGGAAUAAUGAACUUGCACAUGCUGCAAUGGAAAACUCAGAAAUGCACAAAGGAAUGUGCAAAACUCGUUUUCAGACUAUGAGUGAGCAAAUGCGUACUUAUAAGCAGACACUUCUUAUUCCAUAUGUGGGGUAG
Prunus armeniaca (apricot) is the source of this 198-nucleotide messenger RNA. Lineage: Eukaryota; Viridiplantae; Streptophyta; Magnoliopsida; Rosales; Rosaceae. The record is from the annotation of a GenBank genome assembly.